Messenger RNA from Crotalus tigris (Tiger rattlesnake), 5331 nucleotides. RefSeq names its product transmembrane p24 trafficking protein family member 8 (gene TMED8). The record is from RefSeq and is a predicted model, not a curated record. Bases 37 to 1362 code for a protein of 441 amino acids. Lineage: Eukaryota; Metazoa; Chordata; Lepidosauria; Squamata; Viperidae. The transcript has 6 exons.
GUGUUACUGUCCAUCGUUCCCACAAUAGGGGGAGAAAUGAAGGAGGAGGGCAACUAUCCCGGUACUAUGACGACGCGUCCUUCCUGGAGCGGUCUCCAUGGAAACCAGUACUUCCGGGACGUGUCGUCGCGUUUCCUUUCCUUGCUUCGCUCUCUGUCGUCGGGAAACGCUCUGUCGCAGCCUGACGAGGACCUUUCUCGUUUGCGGCCGGUUAGGCGGGAAUUCCGUAGUGGGGAAGGCCUGAGAAUCGGCCGCUCUCAGAGAAAGCAGAGUGUCUUCGGCUUUUCUCGGCUGCUUCCGGAUCAUUUCGCCUCUCCCCGGUUGACUUCGGGGGCUUCUUUGUCUUCCUUUCCGAUGUCGGACGAACCGGCCGUUCCCGAGGAUACCCCGUUCAAAUCCUCCGCGCUCGGAGGCCGGGAAAGCGGAGGCAGCGGUGACCAUUACUGCGCUAGCGGGGCCGAAGAGCAAGAGAAACUUGCCGCGGCAUCGCCGCUCCCGUCUCUUCCAGAAAAUGAAGAUUCAGCUCAAAAAUCAGUCCAAGAAGCUAUUGUUUCAGAAAAGGAUAUAUUACCAUGCAGGCUGCAGAAUGGAUCACCUGUAAAUUCAGAUGCUACAAAGGAUCCUGCAAGUGCUAAUGGUAAUCCACAGGAGCAAGAUGUAGUUGGAGAGGAGAAGAUCCUAACUGAUCAACUUCAGCACCAAAAAGAGGAAGCUAUACUACAAGUGACAAAAUACUCUGCACCAGAGGGACCAGGUGAUAUAAUCAUGAUACAAUCUGAAUAUACAGGUGCAAUAGACAUCUUGUCUGCAGAGUUAGAAACUACAGAUCUUCUAAGUGAACAGAAGAAAGUUCGGCCACCUCCACUGAUUCCUCCCACUACUUGGACAAAUUCUAAGAUAAGGGAGUUUAAAACAAAGAUGGCAAAGGAGAAGAAUGCCCGAAUGCUAGUGAAACGGGGUGAGGUAUUAACAGUCCGGGUGCCCACCCAUCCUGAUGGGAAGCGCGUCUGCUGGGAAUUUGCUACGGAAGAUUAUGACAGUGGGUUUGGAGUCUAUUUUGAUUGGACUCCUAUUACUAGUACUGCCAUUACUGUUCAGGUCAGUGAAUCAAGUGAUGAAGAAGACGAAGAAGAAGAAUUUGAAGGUCCUAUUCCUGUUGGUGAUGUGGAAAAAGGAGCCAAGAGCUAUUUGCGAAACCGUUACGGGGAAAUCAUGCCAGUCUACCGAAGGGACAGCCACCAAGAAGUGCAAAUAGGCAGCCAUGAUUAUCCAGGCGAGGGCAUCUACUUGCUCAAAUUUGACAAUUCUUAUUCUCUCCUACGCAACAAGAUUCUUUUUUUUCAUGUUUAUUAUGCCAGCUAAAAAAGUAAAUAGUCUUAUUGCCAAGAUUAAGAUGUACACCUUCUGAUGGCCAAAUUUUGUUUAUAUAUCUUUUCUACUUUAUCCCACUAUCCGGAAUGGAGCAAAUGAUCAUUAGCAGUUCCACUUUGUUGUAUGCAGAUACAAAGCUGAGAUUUUAAUUACAGCAAAGCAAGUCACCGGACAUAAGAUUUAAAUGUCUGUUUUUCUUUUGAUUGCACUUACACGAACUGAAGUUAAAACAUUCCUUUUCUUUGGAAGUAUACAUAUUAUUUCCUUCUACGCUACUAGCUACUAAUACUGACUGAAUUCAGCUGCCAAAACAGCCUAUAGAACUCUGCCCAGAACCGCAUUGUUACUGUGAUAUUGUACACUGCUAUUUGCUUUGUAGUGGAGAUCUUGUAGAAUGGUAUGCACGUUGAUUACUCAGGCCACUGGCAGGCUGCCUUCUCUCAUCUAGCUCCCAUAAAUGGUCAUCUGCUCAGAUAUUUGUAUAUAUGUUAAAAGCUUUGGAAUCCAAACUGCAUCAUUCUCUUUCAAUAAGAGAAGAACAUAACUUUAAAAGAAAAGAGUGUGCCCCCCCCCAAUUUUGCUUUUGAUGAAUUAUUCGGGAAAAGACAACAAUAAAGGCUUCCCCAGUUCCAUAAUUCAGAGUUUUGGAGCCAUAGUAUGCUGUUCUAUUGGCAACAUUUGGCAACAUUAAAAUAUAGUUAAAAUUGGUGAAAUUUCAAAUGCUUGUUUCAAACAUUAUGUUCAUGGAGCAUAAUUUAAAACUAAACCAAACCAAGUUAGGAAAUGUUUAUUUUAGAGGGCAGAAAUAUCUAUUUCAUUUAUCAAGAUACUAAAUGGAAGCAAUUUAUGCAUAUUUACCACAGCGCUUCCAGAUUCCUAGGAGCAAACAUUUCCAGGAGCAAGAAGACUUUACACAAGCACAUAAUAGUUACUAUACCAAUAGUCAGACAGACACAAGAUAGUACCAAUUACAAAAAGCAGUCCUGAACUAUAUUACAGUGGGCAUGCACAAAUUAGUCCUUUGGUCUAUUACAAGCAAUGAUUUUGUAAUUUAUAUGCAAGAGUGCAAUUAUAGUGUCCGCAAAAGGUUGCCCUCAUAUAAAAUAUUGAGUCUUUAAACAAUCAGGAAGUAUUUAUCUUCUUUUACACCUUUGUUUAUUCACACUUCAAAAUCACUGCCAAUAUUUAAUGUAGCAUAAGCAUAAUAUAGCAGAGCUAACUAUUGCAGUUACCAGUUGGCAAUCAUAUUAUCUUUCAUAGCUCAGGUUUUAUAGAAUGUAUAUGUACAGCUCAUGUCUCUGUAGCAGAAGACAUAUAAAUAUACUUAAUAUUUCAGGGGCAGAUUUGAGCAGGCCUUUUUAAAGCCACUAUUUCUUGUGAUGUUUGUCCAGUAUGCUUAAUUCUUUGCAUGAUUACACCAAAUAUUUAUUGUAAGUAGUAGAUCUUGGGGAAUGUUCCCAAGAGGUGUUUUUGUUGAAGUUUGGUGAUUUUCUAUUUCUGCCACAUUUUUAGUGAGAGACAUACAGAGAGGAAAUGAAACUGACUCCUAUUGUGGGCUUUUUUUACUAUUAACUUUAAAGAGGAAGUCAAAUACCGCUACUCCUUCCCAUUUUUUAAUUAUUUAAUAUGAGAUUGGAGAAACAGUUACAGCAUUUAAAGUACAAUAACUGCAAGGAACAUUUGGCAGCAGAAGGAAAACCAUAGUACAAAUGGAUUUUCUGAUUCAGAGUUAUUGAUUUUUGAAAACAGUCUUGAAGAACCCUGAUAGAAGGACCCACCAAAUUGUUUGUUGUAAAACUUAUGAGCAGCAUUUAAUGUUCCCCUCCUCCCCGUUUAUAAAUUCAUACUAUUAUUGAAAUUAUUUUCAAUUAAAGCUUAUCUCUAGAUGUCCCACACUGUAUAAAAAAAUGAGGCCCACUAUGUUUAUCCUCAUUUUCAACCCAAAGAGUUUGCUUUGUUUAGAGUUCAGAAAAUGAAACAGAUUUGUUUGCUUUGGUUAAAUUUUUCUUGAAGAAAUACAAAGAAAGAAAAGACAUAUAUUUUAAAUGUGCAAAUUUGUGUUGGCUUUAAUUACAGAGCUCUAUUUUUAACUCUUGAGUAACAAACAUUUUUCUCAACAAAGCAACUGCAUUUGUUCUUAAGUCCCACAGUAUCUUUUAAAGGUUUGUUUAAUAUGAAUUGUUGUUGAAAUUAUUAUAAUGAUAUUACAGUAUCAUUUCUACCUGCAAAUGUAGAAAAUAGAGGAAUGACUUUUUAGAAAAGAGAAUAAGACUGAAAUAUGAAGCAAAUUAAAACUGUAAUAGAUAUCAGUUCCGUGCCUUCCUUACCAUUCGCUGUUUAAUGACAGUGGUUGUCAGAUUUGUUCCUACUGAACUAAUCAAUUUAAUAUUGACUGUCCUUCAUAUGUACACUUCGCUCAUUCAACCAAGGAAAUUAAUAUCUGAAAUAAAGAUGAAAUGCUGUUUAAGCAGAAGGAUUAAAGUUCCAGAUAGAGCACAUCUUAAGAGUUUAAACUCUUGAUGAAUUGGUAUAGUGUGUAAUAUUCCUUCUGCAUGUGUGAGUUGUAUACACACCACAUAUGCACAUGAACUUUACAGUAUCUACACCUCUUAUCCAAAGACUAACUAAACUCAUGCCAAGUCAAAGUAUUUAUGUGGUCUGUUUCUCUUUCUACUGUGAAAAAAUUAGAAAGAUGUAUGUGCUUCUUGGAUUGCAGACCAAAAAUUCCUAAAAUUCUGUAACCACACGCUAAUGAAAUCUGUGGAAAAUGCUUAGAGUGAACAUUUAUCCUUGCCUGAAAUUGAUCCUAGAAAAUUUUCAACUUUAUACAUGCAUUGUUGUAGAUGAAAAUAGAAAUAUAAUUUCACUUGAGAUAGAUUAACUAUUAUUUUAGAUUGAGAAAUUAAAGUGUAAUAGAAAUGUAUUAAAAUAAAAUAAUACGAUUGUCUCAUAAUGUUUGGGAAAUAACAGACUUUGGCCAUGUUCAUAUGGUAGUGUAAAGAAAUAGCAUAAAUGAAUAAUAGUAUAUGCAGUAUGUGACAACUUAAAAUGGAGAACAGGAUCUAGUUAGUCCCAAUAUAUAAAUUAAGCAUUUUUAACUUAUUUUAUUUUCACUUGUCACACUUUAAUCUUAUUAAUAUAUUCAGCUCAUGUAUUUGUUUUAAUUAGGUAUAAUUUAGUGUAUGUUUGUAUUUCCUCUUUAACUACUGACAAGCAAACUAAACCAAGACAUUAUUGAAAUUAAUCUUGGGUGGGAUUGGAGGUAGCUAUUAUUGAUACUGCUUUGUUUGUCUCAUUUUAACCAAGAGAUAAUUGCCAAAAUCCUGGUUCACUAAUAACUGUGUGGUAUGAAAUGAUUGCUGUAGUCCCAAGUGCACUUAAAUCCGAUUAAAAUUUGAGCCUGUUUCUAAGCAGAUCACUUGUACAGCGUUGUCCUAUAAGUCUUCUUGCACUAUGAGGUAUUUUCAAGACAUAUUCCUCUUAUUGUCCUUAUAAAUCCAGUAGAAUUCUAUAGCAUGAAAGCCACCUUGAGGCAAUUUGGGAACAGUUCACAGUAGAGAGUUCACUGACAAUUUCAUGGUAAAUCUUACUUCAAAUAAACGACAUUUUGUUUUAUCACUUAAUCUUCAUAACAUAAGACCAAAAUGCAUGCAACCUGUAUCUUAAAUUGAUUACUGAGAAAUCAGGGAAACAUUGUCUGAUCUUGAAGCAUUUUAUAACCGCUGUUGGUUUGCUUAUCAUAGGUUUGGAAUAACUUUUCUAGUAAUAACUGUACUGCAUGUAAGUUAUUUUUUUUAGACGAUACCCUGAGUAAGCAAAAUCAAGAUUAAAUUGUGGGAAUUCUUGUGAUGGACCAAAAGCAUUUGCAGUAUAGUGAAUAGUAUUAAUACAUUGAAUUUGCUUACAUUGAUUUAAGAGAGUCACUGUGAGAUUUAUUUGGAUGUAGGAUAUGGCCUUUUA